UGCGUGUUGGGGAUAAGGAAGUAACGAGUGUGGUUUUGUGGAGCCGAGUGCGGCAUGCAGGCAGCUCUGGAAAUAACCUUGCAGCAUUGCCACAAAGAAGCUGAGCAAUAUGGCCGGUGUGUGGGUGCUAACCCUUCUUCCUGGCAGCAGGACUGUCACCAACUCAAACUUGAAAUGGCCAAAUGUACAUCAUCCCACCCAAUUGUUCAGAAGAUUCGCCGAGAUUGUGCCGAGCCAUUUACUGCAUUCGAGGAGUGCCUUAAGACAAAUCAGAGUUCUUCAUUCAAAUGUUCUGAACAACUCCAAAAGUUUCUCGUCUGCGCUGAGCAGGUGAAACUGAAUACAUAAGCCUUUUGAUUUCUUCAGCAGAAACCUUGCUAUUCCUUGAAGUGGCAUUAUGACUAAAAAAAUUCAACCAGCAAAGGCACCCGCUUCUCAUCUGUCAUGAAGAUACCCUUCUCCGCCUGCAGAUACAUCUUUCGUGUAUCUGCAACCAUCCGACAUAUCUCAGCUUGGCUCAUUGACAUGGAAUCUCAAUGUACAAACCCAGGUAUCUGGGGUAGAUAGUUUAUUAUGCCUGGAUCUUUUGAAGGCACCAUACAGUAAACUGAAAAGACCCUGAAUAAUCCUUUCUGACCCAAUUUCGCAGACAGAAUUGCAAUGUUCUAUGGCUCAAAGCAGAGUGAUCCAGACAGAUUAAUGAACAGAAGAAAAAAGGAAUCUAAGUUGCCAUGGAACUUCUCUGAAAGUACUUUAAUCUUCUCUCAUGGACUGUGAGACUUGCCUCAGGGUAUCCUAUUUAUGUCCAUCUGCAGCACCGAGCCAACUUUGACCUGGAAAAAAAUCUAAAACAAGGUCAGACAUAAUUUCUUAGAUGGAGAAUCACUAUAUACUACUAUAGUUGUACACAGAUUGGGAAGCCAAAAAGAAGUCUGCAAAGAAGAUAACAGAUAAAUGUUUUUUGUAUUGUUACCAAGAGUAAUACAUGUCCAUGCCACUCAAUCACUAGGACACAAACUUAAUUCAGAGACAUGAAUACAGUGCUUUUAUUCUCUUCGUAGUCAGUAGAGGGCGCUCUGUCAACAUCAGAAUGUUCUUGAUUCUUUGUUUUAUGACUGUGCUGUAAAAGCUGACAAGAAAAAUGACAUCAAAUGCAACAUUACAUUAAUGAAAUUCAACAGUUGUCAGCCAAGGCUUCUGACUGGAUUUAUAUACAUAACUUUGAAUGGUAUUGGAAUCAUGUUUGCAGUAUUACAUGUGUCAAUGCAUUGCUUAUAUCACUUAGCCAGUGGGAUACAGGUUUUGUGAAAAAUUACACGGUAUUCUGAAUUGCCAUGAUAGGAUAGGGGAAAUGAUUUGUAAGGAGGCAUGAAUAAAUGUGCAAGAAUGAGAAAAUCAAAUGAAGACCUAA
Molecule: messenger RNA, 1411 nt
Organism: Thamnophis sirtalis
Lineage: Eukaryota; Metazoa; Chordata; Lepidosauria; Squamata; Natricidae
Gene: CHCHD5
Product: coiled-coil-helix-coiled-coil-helix domain containing 5
Biological process (GO): cellular respiration
Cellular component (GO): mitochondrial intermembrane space
Source: RefSeq, a predicted model, not a curated record